AUGCUUCAACAACCCGUAUCACGUCAACUACGCUCCUUUCAAUCUUUAUCUCGUUUUUCUGAAAAUCGGGGAUUACUGAACAGGCGUUUAUCAACUUUUAAUACACGAAAUUAUUCACAAGCAAGAUUCACAGAACCUGCACUGCAUUGCUUACAUCAGGCUGUACCACCACGUUCAUGGGCUUUAAGAAUUGUAAUGAAUCCGUGGUUUGACAGAAUAACGAUGCUUGUUAUUUUGAUUAAUUGUGUAACACUUGGAAUGUAUCGACCAUGUGAAGACAACAAUAAUUGUACAACUUAUCGCUGCUAUAUUCUCUCUAUCACUGAUCAUGCUAUUUUUGCAUAUUUUGCUUGUGAAAUGAUUAUUAAAAUAGUCGCUCUUGGGUUUUACGGCUCAACUGCAUAUCUUUCCGAUACUUGGAAUCGUCUUGAUUUUUUCAUUGUUUGUGCUGGCAGUGCAGAGUAUUUAUUGCAAGAAUAUUUGGGUAAUAUAAAUUUAACAGCUAUAAGAACAGUUCGUGUACUUCGUCCAUUACGAGCUGUCAAUAGAAUACCAUCUAUGAGGAUUCUUGUUAAUCUAUUACUCGAUACAUUACCAAUGCUUGGCAAUGUAUUGCUAUUGUGUUUCUUUGUAUUUUUCAUAUUUGGUAUUGUUGGUGUGCAAUUAUGGGCUGGUCUGCUCAGGAAUCGUUGCGUAAUUAAUUUACCAAAAACAAAUAUUGAUAUCGAUAUAUCAGAUAUAUCACUGGCACGAUAUUAUAUACCUGAGGACACCUCAUUAGAGUAUAUCUGUAGUCAGGCAGAUUCAUCUGGUCUCCAUACAUGCAACAAUCUACCUCUUUAUACAAACAAUGGAGUUAAAUGUAAUUUAACAAUAGCUGAAUGGGAGAAAGCAGUAAACAACUCUGCAGCUUGUAUUAAUUGGAAUGCUUAUUAUAACGAAUGUAAAGUUAUGCAUCGAAAUCCAUUUCAAGGAUCAAUUUCAUUUGAUAAUAUUGGCUUUGCAUGGAUUGCUAUCUUCUUGGUUAUAAGCUUGGAAGGAUGGACGGAUAUUAUGUAUUAUGUUCAAGAUGCGCAUUCAUUUUGGAAUUGGAUAUAUUUUGUACUGCUGAUUAUUAUAGGAGCAUUUUUUAUGAUCAAUCUGUGCUUGGUUGUGAUUAAAAUCUCAUCCAGUCGAAUUUUUGCGCACCUCAGUCGAUUUCGUGAAAGACUUCGACAAUUUGUGAUAUGCAAUCAUUUUAAACGUGGAAUUUUAUUUGCUAUUUUGAUUAAUACUCUCAGUAUGGGUGUCGAAUAUCAUCAGCAGCCAGAAUUUUUAACAACAGUUCUGGAAAUCAGUAACUAUUUUUUUACUGGUUUGUUUGCCCUUGAAAUGUUGCUCAAAAUAGGCGCAGAUGGAUUAUUUGGAUAUCUUUCGGAUGGUUUUAAUCUUUUUGAUGGCGGAAUUGUCGCUCUCAGUGUAUUAGAAUUAUUUCAAGAAGGAAAAGGUGGUUUGUCAGUACUUCGGACAUUUCGUUUACUUCGAAUUCUAAAACUUGUACGAUUUAUGCCCGCACUGCGAUAUCAGUUGGUUGUUAUGCUUCGUACAAUGGAUAAUGUAACGGUAUUUUUUGGAUUACUCGUUCUCUUCAUCUUUAUUUUCAGCAUACUUGGAAUGAAUUUAUUUGGUUGCAAAUUCUGCAAAAAUGCGAUAGAUCAGACGAAAAAAUGUGAAAGAAAAAAUUUUGAUUCACUUUUAUGGGCACUUGUUACUGUCUUUCAAAUUCUGACACAAGAAGAUUGGAAUGUAGUUUUGUUUAACGGAAUGGCUCGUACAACACCUUGGGCUGCUUUGUACUUUGUUGCUCUAAUGACUUUUGGCAAUUAUGUUUUAUUUAAUCUACUUGUUGCUAUUUUAGUAGAAGGUUUUCAAGAAAGUAAAGAAGAAGAAAAACGUCAAUUAGAAGAAGAAGCAAUAAAAAAGGCAACUGUUGAAGAGGAAGAAAGAAAACGAGAAUUAGAAGUAUUAUUAGCUAAGGCUUCUUCCUGCAAAAUAAUUAUGCAUAGAAGAAUUACUUAUUUUCUUAGGCUGAGCCGACGUCAUACUUUACUUAUAUUACCUCAAAUGGUACAAAAUCUGGAUUCUCAUUCUUCAAGUUGUAAUGCUCGACAACGUAUGCAUAGUUGGUGUGGUAUGCAUUCAACAUUUAAUUUACUCUGUCCUAUUUACAGUCAUCAAGCAGUUUUGGAAGCAUACGCAAGAGAUAAAUUAAUAAAAGCUAGUCAGGAAUUGCAAAUGGUAUUUGAAGAAAAAGAAAGGCGCAAAAAAGCACGAGAAAAUUCACUGUGGAUGCGAUUAAUUAAAAAAACUUGUUUUCACAGACGUGCUGAUCAUUCACUUUACAUUUUUGAUCCAAAAAAUCAGAUUCGUAUUAAAUGCCUUCAGUUGACACAAAAAAAAUGGUUUGAUUAUACGGUGUUAAUAUUUAUUGCCAUAAAUUGUAUAACAUUAGCAAUGGAACGGCCAUCAAUUCCUCCAAAAUCAUUAGAACGUCAAUUUCUUUCCUUUUCUGGAUAUGUUUUUACCGUAAUUUUUACUAUUGAAAUGUCCAUGAAAGUUAUUGCAAAUGGUUGCCUGUUUGGUAAAAAUGCGUAUUUUAAAGAUGGAUGGAAUAUUUUAGAUGGCGCAUUAGUGAUUAUUAGCCUUAUGAAUGUCGUUUUCGAAUUACUUGUUCAUACGAAUUCACCAAAAAUCUUCGGUGUGUUACGUGUGUUACGGUUGCUGAGAGCAUUACGUCCUUUACGAGUUAUUAACCGAGCACGUGGCGUAAAACUUGUGGUUAUGACUUUGAUAAGCAGUUUGAAACCUAUUGGAAAUAUUGUUUUAAUUUGUUGCACUUUUUUCAUAAUUUUUGGUAUUUUGGGUGUUCAAUUAUUUAAGGGUACGAUGUAUCAUUGCACUGGUCCGAGUAUAGCAAAUGUAACAACAAGAGCAGAAUGCUUAAUGGACCCACGAAAUCGUUGGGUUAAUCAUCGUUACAACUUUGAUAACCUUGGCCAGGCACUAAUGUCAUUGUUUGUUUUGGCUAGCAAAGAUGGUUGGGUUGGUAUCAUGUAUCAAGGUAUUGAUGCAACAGGUGUAGAUUUGCAGCCAAUUGAAAAUUACAAUGAAUGGAGAAUGAUUUACUUCAUUUCGUUUCUCUUACUUGUUGGAUUUUUUGUCCUUAAUAUGUUUGUUGGCGUAGUUGUCGAAAAUUUUCAUAAAUGCAAAGAAGCAUUAGAAGCUGAAAUGAAAGAACAAGCUCGACAAAAACGCCUAGAACGCCGAUUAAAGCAACAAAAAUAUGAAAAUCAACAUGAACACAAAAGAAAAAAACGACCAAAAAUACAACCAUACUGGCAUGGUUAUGGACCAAAAAGAUUUUUUUUGAAUAAUGUAGUAACAUCGAAAUAUUUUGAUCUUGCUAUUGCUGCAGUUAUAGGAAUAAAUGUGAUAUCAAUGGCUAUGGAGUUCUAUAUGAUGCCAAGUGGAUUAAAAUAUGUUCUAAAAGCGUUGAAUUAUUUUUUUACUGCUGUUUUCACGUUGGAAUCAGCAAUUAAACUUGUGGCAUUAGGAUUUCGUCAGUUUUUUAGUGAAAGAUGGAAUCAGCUGGAUAUUUCUAUUGUGAUUUUAUCCAUCUCUGGUAUUAUAUUUGAAGAAUUUGAAGCAUUAGAAUUACCCAUUAAUCCAACAAUUAUUAGAGUUAUGAGAGUUCUUCGAAUUGCUCGUGUACUGAAACUACUGAAAAUGGCAAAUGGUAUACGAUCACUUUUGGAUACAGUUGGUGAAGCACUACCACAAGUUGGAAAUCUUGGAUCUCUUUUCUUUUUACUUUUUUUUAUUUUUGCUGCGCUUGGUGUUGAAUUAUUUGGUAAACUUGAAUGUUCUGAUGAGCAUCCAUGUGAUGGACUUGGUGAACAUGCUCAUUUCAAGAAUUUUGGAAUGGCAUUUCUCACACUUUUUCGUAUAGCUACAGGCGAUAACUGGAAUGGAAUUAUGAAAGAUGCCUUACGUGAUGACUGUGAUCCUUCUGAUAGAUGUGAAUCGAACUGCUGUGUUGAUCCCAUACUGGCACCAUGUUUUUUCAUCAUAUUUGUAUUAAUUUCACAGUUUGUGUUAGUGAAUGUUGUCGUUGCAGUUUUGAUGAAACACUUAGAAGAAAGUAAUAAAAACGAAGAUAACUUGGAGGGUAAUGCAAUCAGUGAUACAAAUAAUGAAGUAAACAAAAGUGAUACAGAUGGUGAAGAAGAUGCAGGUUCAUCACAAAAAAAUCCAGUUCGAAAAUUGAUUCCUCCAACAAGUUAA
This is a messenger RNA of Thelazia callipaeda (thelaziosis nematode), 4323 nucleotides long. The record is from the annotation of a GenBank genome assembly. Lineage: Eukaryota; Metazoa; Nematoda; Chromadorea; Rhabditida; Thelaziidae.